AUGCUGAUGGAAGAGUUGAAAAACGCGCUUUCGCCGGGAUAUGACCGGGAUAUGGCGCACUUGAAAGGUCUUUCGAGAGUUGAUGUGCCGAUACGAGCAAUCUUGGAGGGAUACAGCAAUAUUGAACCGGACAAGGUUCUGGCACACGUGAAGGAUGUGAGGGAUCGGGCUUUUGCUGUGUGCCCAUAUCCGUGCGUAGCGAAGUUCAUGUUCCUGGAACCAGCAAUUUCCACGCUACCCUGCUUCGACGCCAUUGUGGAGCGGGUUAAGGAGGGCGAGAAGUUGCUCGAUAUGGGCUGCGCCUUUGGACAAGAGCUUCGUCAACUAGUAUAUCACGGUGCACCCUCUGAGAACCUGUACGGUGUAGAUCUUCGCCUUGAUUUCAUCAACCUAGGAUUCGACCUAUUUAGAGAUCGCUCAAGCCUGAAAUCCCAAUUUUUCGCAUCGAACCUACUUGACAGUAAUUCUGACGCGGUCGUGGAGCUCACUGGGAAAAUCGAUAUUAUCUUUGCAUCGCUCUUCUUCCACAUCUUCAGCUGGAACCAGCAGAUCACGAUUGCCAAGCAUGCGCUUCAGAUGCUUACCCCCAAACCAGGGUCAAUGAUCGUGGGGCGGAAUGCCGCGUAUGUCAACCGAAAGACGCCGCCCUUGCCGGAGGAAUACACGACCAAGUCUUUCCAUCACGAUCUGGCAAGUUGGAAGUUGCUUUGGGAUGUGGUUCAGAAAGAGACCGGCAUGAUAUUUCGGAUGGAAACUUGGGAACAACCUGAUCAAGACUUCAUGGAUCAUCCGGAACUAGGGGCAUAUAUGAUGUACUUCACCGUGACUCUGGAGUGA
Aspergillus lentulus is the source of this 837-nucleotide messenger RNA. The record is from RefSeq and is a predicted model, not a curated record. NCBI's taxonomy places the organism in Eukaryota, Fungi, Ascomycota, Eurotiomycetes, Eurotiales, Aspergillaceae.